GGGUGACAUCUGGUGGUUGGCUCCAGUAACUGCAGUUUGUAAUGACAGGCAACAGCACUGGGAUUUUGGUUUUAGUGAGGCAAGUUUGUGGGUUAAUUAACGAGAAAUGAAGAGCAGCGAUAUGCAAUCCUGAGCGGGACACGCAGACUGCGAAAUUUAGAUAAUUAGAAAGCAACAGUGAAGCUACGGGCGGGUGCCAUUUGAGAUCAGUGCAGCUCAGUGUAGAGCCGCUGCUCCCCCACAUGAAGAGGAGUCAGUUACAAAGAGGAGGGCCUGGGGAAGAAAGAAGCUGUUCUGGGGAACAGCUUUAAAUUUCUCCAGAGGAACUGGAGUUUUUUGUGAGGAGAAACUGAGCAUCUGGAACAGCCGCAUGUCUAGAUAAGUGUUUCAUUUAGGUGAAUAGUCUAUUGCCAUGGAGCACUCUCCCUCUCUGAACCUGUCUGGCCCUGACGGUGAGGAAGCAGAGGACCCACUACGCCCUCUACUGCCCCCGAGAAUAAUACUACAACCUCAAGCCUGCUCUUCCCAAUGUGGCAUCCAUCAUACAGUCCAACCUCCACUUGAUCCUACUGUGUGGAUGGACAGGACCCAAGUUAUGGCCACUACACCCCUUUACAAUGGACAUCUGUAUUUACCAUCAUCCCCCCACCCGAGUAAGAAAAUAAGAGGCAAAGACAAGAAGCAUGACAGGAGAUCAAAAAGUGUUAGCCACAAAAGUAAAAAUAAAAACACAAUUAGUGGACAUAGGCUGCAAGAAAGGGUAACUUCUUUUACAGAUGUCCCACUAUCGCAGACUGGGUCACCGUACAUGGGACACUGCAGGCCGCUCAUGGAACCUAAAGAUGGUGAGAGCCGAGUUUGUAGCAUUUCUGAAAACGUUGAAAUGCAUGAACGCCAGACGCUGCCGGAAAUCAUCAUCACAAGCAAAGAUGAUGAACCGCAAGAGGAGGCACAACAUCCACCCCAGGAAGUGAAGACCCUACUGCCUAUAGGCCAACGACCCAAACCAAACCCGCUCAAUCUCAGCUCGAAAACGAAAGCCAAUGACGACCCAUACUGGAGGACCCAUAACAUUGGGUGGAGGUUGGUGCGGAGGAGGAGCCUGUUUUUGAGGCGACAGAGGCUGAAUGACUGUGCUCUGGCUGUGGGGAUAUUUGGGGUGGUGCUGAUGGUGAUGGAAACCGAACUGUCCUGGAGCGUCUACAGCAAGAGCUCUUUGUACUCUCUGGCCCUGAAGUCCAUCAUCAGCAUCACCACAGUUAUUCUGGUGGGGCUCAUCAUCGCAUACCACUGCUGUGAAGUUCAGUUAUACGUCCACGAUAUCGGAGCGGAGGACUGGCGUAUCGCUAUGACAACAGAACGUGUGACCCUCAUUGUGUUGGAGCUGGUUGCCGUGGCGAUCCAUCCGUACCCUGUUGGUCUGGCUGCGUACUUCCAGCAGAACAAGCCUCAGCCAUCGCUCUCUGAGACGGAGCUGGAGAUCGUGUUGGCACUGCCCAUGUUCCUGCGGCUGUACCUUUUAGGGCGUGCCAUGAUGCUCCACAGUCGCCUCUUCACCGACACAGCGUCACGGAGCAUCGGGGCCCUUAACAAGAUUCACUUCAACACAAGGUUUGUGGGGAAAACACUGAUGACGAAUUAUCCCGGGACAGUGCUCAUGAUCUUCAGCGUCUCUCUGUGGAUAGUGGCAGCCUGGGGUUUGCACGUCUGUGAGAGACAUCAUAACUACCGGGACUUGAGCAGUAACUACAUGGAGGCACUGUGGAUGGUGUCUGUCACUUUUCUGUCGAUCGGAUACGGAGACGUGGUGCCGCACACAUACUGCGGCCGGAGCAUCUGUCUGCUCACUGGGAUCAUGGGGGCGGGCUGCACGGUGCUGGUGGUUGCGGUGGUUGCCAGGAAACUGGAGUUGACUCGAGCCGAAAAACAUGUCCACAACUUCAUGAUGGACUCCCACAUCACCAAAAGGAUAAAAAUUGCUGCGGCAAAUGUGCUGAGGGAGACUUGGCUGAUCUACAAACAUGCAAAGCUCAAGAGUCAAAAAGACCAGACCCGAGUCCGAGAUCACCAGAGAAAACUGCUGCUCGCCAUCCACCAACUUCGAAGGGUGAAAAUGGAAAAGCGGUGUCUGGCUGAUCAGGGAAAUUCUCUGGUUGAUAUAAUGAAGAUGCAGACUUUGAUGUACGACGUGUUAGCGGAGGUCCAGGGCUGCCGAGAGGACAUGGACAAUCAUAUCCUAAGUUUGGAGAAGAACGUGGAGGAGCUUCGGGAGGGUUUUAGGAUCCUCAUGCCCCUCCUCUCCAGCACUCUGUCUACCCAAAAUUCCUCCAUCAGACACUUGCUCCGAGAGAGAGAGGGCAGAAUGGAGGAGACGGGGGGAGGCCAAGGGGACAGGUAGAAGAGGAGGUGGGCAAACAGACUGGAACAAGUGCAGUGACGAGGAGAUUCUCUGAGAUUCAGCAUGAACUGCUGUUUGACAGGCUGUACACAAAUCUGUAUUAAAGUAGCAAUAAUAGGAUUUAUUUUAUUUUAUGACCCACAAAAAACAACCAAAGCUUUUUUCUGAAUUGUUUUACACGUGUUUAAGGUCAGUUUCAUUGGUUUAUGUAAUUAAAUUACGUAAGCCGUCAAGUUUAGUCACUGUACUGCAGCGCGGUGGCCUUGACCACUGUGAUGACUUUGCACGAGUAGCUUUACCAUUUGAAAUGUAGUGCCCGCUUUUGAGUUUAAAUAUUCUAUUACUGUGGAUAAGAUGUAAGCUUUCAGUUACCCAUUUUAGUUGAACAUCGUAUUAAGUAAAAGACUGGAGUGGAGAUUGCAAAGUCAAUGAUAUGGUAUAUGGUUACAUGUAUGAUGUACCGGUAUAAUCUGGAGAAUGCUUUUACUAUAGCAUAGACCGUCUCAAUCUGCAAAUACUAUUAUCCCCACUUAGCAUUUUGUAGAAUACAUUUCAUUGUCAAUAACAGCACACCCGCUUAUUUCUAAUAAAGAGCUUUUUGUAUGA
This is a messenger RNA of Periophthalmus magnuspinnatus, 3004 nucleotides long. Its product is annotated as small conductance calcium-activated potassium channel protein 1-like. Gene Ontology annotation, molecular function: calmodulin binding; small conductance calcium-activated potassium channel activity. The record is from RefSeq and is a predicted model, not a curated record. The transcript has 11 exons. Bases 413 to 2398 code for a protein of 661 amino acids. Gene Ontology annotation, cellular component: neuron projection; plasma membrane; neuronal cell body. Gene Ontology annotation, biological process: potassium ion transmembrane transport. NCBI's taxonomy places the organism in Eukaryota, Metazoa, Chordata, Actinopteri, Gobiiformes, Gobiidae.